GGUUACAUUGUAUCGCACCCUCAGCAUUGAGAGAUACAAACAACCAUUAAGAUAUAUUAGAGAUUCAGCGGAAUCGAGUCCAGGAAUUAUACUGUUGUGGAAACAUGCGGAAUAUUGGACUUUUCUUCUCGGACUAUUGAAGGAUGUGAUUUAUAUCCAACCAGGCUUGAAACUCAAUCUCAAUUUCCUAUCGUAACCGGUAUUUUUCAAUUUUUGAACGGGAUCUCAACGUGUGGAGGCUGCACUCGUCCACUGAAUUGGUUUUCCCUUUCCAGUGCUGUUGGGUUUCUUGGGAGCACGUUGAUUGAUUUGUCUGUCAAAUUUACCACAUUUUUGGGGUUACUGAAGUAUUUUACCUUUCAUCUCAGGAUCUAUGGAGUGUACAUAGAAUAUUCGUUGGACUGGGGUUUUCAAACAGGGCCAAGAUGUGGGUGAGCGGGCAGGUGGAGAGACAGCCCUGAGUGCGAGCGUGUCCUCUGAGGAGGCCGACCCCCCGGGGCACAGCUGGGCCGCUGGCACUAAGAUGUCCCUAAGCAGUGUCACUGCAGGAGGGAAAGGUGUGGACUCAAACGCAGUGGACACUUACGACAGCGGUGAUGAGUGGGACAUCGGUGUUGGAAAUCUGAUCAUUGACCUCGACGCCGACUUGGAGAAAGACAAACUAGAGAUGUCGGUCAGUAAGGAUGGCGGGGGGCUGGCGGGCCCUGCUGCUGCUGCGGGGGCCGCGCUCCCCGAGAACAUUACCUUUGUUACCCCCGUACCCUCCGGCCAGGGGAAGGAUGUCAAACCCAGAUCUAAGCGCAGUAAGAACUGUAAGGACAGUGGCAAGGCCUCGGCCUCAGACGGGGCCAAGAAGGACCUCCAGGGGCGCCCCAACACCGACCCCACCGCCCCCACUGCCCCCCCCGCGGCCCUGGGGCCGCCAGCAGCCGCCAGCACCGGGAAGGGACCCGAGAAGAGCAGCAAGGCCUCGCGCACGCAGCCCUGCGGGAGGAAGGAGAGGGACGGGGCGGCUGGGAAAACUAAGAAGGAGAAAGGGGAGGUAGUUGCCGCUGGGGUGGCUAACGCUGAGAAGGAGUCUGGGGCCCCCGUCCUCCCCUUCGAGGGCUCGCUGAACACAGACUUGGUUGCGGCCGAUCAGGUUGGGAAUAUGACCGUAGAUGCCACAGGGGUUGUGGCGCUGGUGGCCAUUAAGAGUGAGCCUGAAGACAUGGACAGCUCGGAGUGCAGGGACGUGAAAAAAGUGAAGAGUGAAAAGAUGGAGUCUCCGGUCUCCACGCCUGCCCCUCCACCCCUCCACCUGCUGGCGGGCAGCAGUGACAUUGCCUCCCCCUGUGAGCAAAUCAUGGUCCGCACGCGCUCCGUAGCGGUCAACACCACGGACGUGGCCCUGGCCACCGAGCCUGAGAGCCUGGGACCCUGCGAGCCGGGGACCAGCGUCAACCUGGAGGGCAUCGUCUGGCAGGAGACAGAGGACGGCAUGCUGGUGGUGAAUGUGACCUGGAGGAAUAAGACAUACGUGGGAACUCUCCUGGACUGCACACGACACGACUGGGCGCCCCCAAGGUUCUGUGAAUCUCCUACCAGCGAUCUGGAGAUGAGGAGCGUCCGUGGCCGGGGGAAGAGGAUGCGUCCCAACAGCAACACCCCCGUCAACGACAACAGCAAUUCGUCCGACAACAAGGGCAGCAGCAGCAGCAAAACCCGCGCGGCUUCCAACAGCAAGGGCCGGCGGGGCAGUCAGAACUCAUCUGAGCGUCGCACGCCACCCAACAGCAACACGGAGGACGUGAAGGCCAGCCCCUCAUCGGCCAACAAGCGCAAGAACAAGCCUGCGUCCGACAUGGAGCCCAACUCCAGCUCGGAGGACACCAAGGGUAGCAAGCGCAUGCGCACCAACUCCAACAGCGGAGGAGUCCCGCUGCCCCCCCACGCCACCCUGUCUGUCCCCUCCAUCAAGACAGAGCCCCCGCCCCCACCCCUGCUGGAUCGCAACUGCCCCUCGCCAGUCCUCAUCGACUGCCCCCACCCCAACUGCAACAAGAAGUACAAGCACAUCAACGGCCUUAAGUACCACCAGGCCCGCGCCCACAACCACGACGACAUCAAGCUGGACCUGGACGGGGACAGCGAGUACGGAGAGGACUCCACCCUCCAUCCCGAUCCAGCCAACUGCAAUGGAGCUUCGAUCUCCCAGAAGGCCUGCCUGUCCCCCGCCCGCUCGGUCACGCCUAAGGGGCGGGGCUUUGAGGCCCAGAGCCCCUCCCCCGGGAAGUUGGGUCCCAAGCAGUGCAAGAAGAAGCCUGGCGAUGCCGAGGCGGGCGCUGGGGGCGUGGCCAUGGAGGGCUGUGAGGAGGGGCCAUGCUUGACGGACGAGGCCAGUAACGAUGAUGUCGACGACAAGAAAGAUAAGUCCAAGAAGGCGAGCAGUGGCUCCAAGGCUGACAAGCUGGCCCAGAAAGCUCUAAAGGCUCGGCCCAUCGCCCCGGCCAUACCUCCCCAGCAGCUGUACUCCCUACAGACCGCAGGAUUCCCCCCAACCGGCCCCGGGCACACCUCCGCCAUGGGCUCAGUGGUUCAGUCCAUUCCCAAGAGCCCGCAACUGAAAGCCAUCCAACCCAAGCCUUCCAUACUAGCGGAGCCCUUGUCUGUGAACCCCACCCUGAGCGCGUCCAAGGACAAGAAGAAGAAAGAGAAGAAGAAGAAGGAAGGGGGGAAGGAGGGGGACAGCCCCAAGGGGCCGGUGAGAGCAGGGAAGCCGGAGGAGGGGAAGAGCCCGUACUCUGAGUCGUCUGACCCCGGCAGCAGGAGCGACGGGCUUCUGAACGGCUCGUCGGACCUACACCAGAGCCGGCUGGCGAGCAUCAAGGCAGAGGCCGACAAGAUCUACAGCUUCUCGGACAAUGCCCCCAGUCCCUCCAUCGGCGUGGCCAGCCGUAUCGAGAGCGGUGGCCUGGCCACGCCCCUCAACGUGGUCACGCAGAACGGAGCCGACAGCUCCUCCGUGAAGACCAACAGCCCCGCCUACUCUGACAUCUCGGAUGCCGGCGAGGACGGCGAGGGUCGGGUGGAGGGCGUCAAGGGUAUCAAGUCUGAGGAGCACUCUGUCCGGGAUGGAGCCAAGAAGGCCCUGUUCACCUCCCAGGCCCCCAGCAAGGACUCUCCCUACUACCCCGGCUACGAUGCCUACUACUCCCCCAACUACACCAACCCCAGCCCGGGCGUGUCUGCCUCGGCACCCCUCCAGGAGGGGGCCCCGGUGAAGGUGAAGAAAGAGGAGGACCAGGAGCCGACGGAGGAGAAGGUGAAGGUAGAGCACCAGGAGGAUCGCAAGCCUGAGCUGGGUCCUCUGGGGCAGCAGCAGACCUCUGUCAUCCAGCAGCGCUCCAACAUGUACAUGCAGCCUCUCUACUAUAACCAGUACGCCUACGUACCUCCGUACACCUACCACCCUGCCGACCAGGCCUACCACAACCACUUGAUGAACACCAACCCGGCCUACCGGCAGCAGUAUGAGGAGCGCCACCGGCAGGCGGCCGAGCAGCACCGCAGCGCCGCCGACAAGAAGGCGGAAGGUGCCGGGAAGGAGCGGGACAGCUCUGGGAAGGGGGAGGACUGGAAGCAGAAAGCCUCGGUUCCCCCCACGCUCUCCAAAGCCCCCAGUCUCACGGACCUGGGGAAGGGCGGGCCGCCGCAGGGCAAGCCCAAGGAGCCCAGCUCCUCGUCCUCGGAGCAGGCCCAGUCGGUGAUCAUGCCCAAGGGGGAGGACGCCAAGACGCCCGGCCAGCAGGUGGAGGGGCUGAAGAUGAAGCUGAACGAAGGAGGGCAUCAUGGGAAGGAUGAGCCCAAGGCUGGCAUGGAGUCAGGGAGGCCAUCCGCUAUGGAGCAGGCCAUGUGGUACCGACAGGAGCCUGACUCUCGGCUGUGGCCCUACGUCUACCCUAACAAGUACCCUACCGAGGCGCAGAAAGCUCAGGAGGAGGAGAGGUGGAAGGAGGAACGCGAGCGGGACCGAGAGAGGGACCGGGACCGGGAGAGAGACAGGAAGGGCAAAGAGGACCGGGCGCGACCCAAAGAGGAGAGCAAGGAGGGGGCGGAGCCCCGGCCCUCGGCCCCUGAGGAGCACCGGGCUUUGGGGAAGGAGCAGCGCGGCACCACCCACAUGCAGUUCUCCUCGCCGCUGGCCCAGCACCAGUCCUACGUGCCCUACAUGCACGGGGCCUACGCCUACAGCCAGGGCUACGACCCCGGACACCCGGGCUACCGGGGCAUGCCCUCGGUCAUGAUGCAGAACUACCCCGGGUCAUACCUGGCGGCCGGCUACUCCUUCUCCCCCUACGGCAGCAAGAUGGGGCCUGGGGAGGAGGGGGGUGAGAAGGCUGCCCGCGCCAGCCCCACCGUCAGCAAGGCCUCCUCGGAGUCCAAGGCCUUGGACAUCCUGCACCAGCACGCCAGCCAGUACAAGAGCAAGUCCCCCACCGUCAGUGAGAAGACGGGUCACGAGCGUGAGCGGGGGAGCGGGGAGCGAGAGAUGGACCGGCCGCGCUCUUCUCCCUCGCAGCGCAUCAUGCCGUCCCAUCACCACCUGGGCUACCCCCUGCUGCCUGGACAGUACGACCUGUCCUACGCUACAGGUCUGUCCUCGUCAGCCAUCGUGGCUAGCCAGCAGGCCUCCGCCCCCUCCAUGUACCCUCCUCCCAGGAGGUGAGGACGGGAGCCGGCCUCGUCCUUGGCCUUGCCUGGAGCCAUGUGACUGGAUCACAUGAUCAAGUGUGCGGAGCUGUGAUCGUUGGACAUCAGUUGACGGUGUUUGUUUGUGUUUCGUUUCUUCUGCCUGAAUGUUCUUGCGGCGGCUUCUCCCAGCGCCCCGGUUGGCCGCUCCCUCCCCGGCCUCGCUGAGGCUCCUCGGCCGGGGGCUCAGGCAGGGAGAACGGGAAGGAGGUCAGACAGACUGGGUAGCGAACCCUGAAACUACACACUUUUCAGAUUACCCUUUUUGUUUGGUUUUGUGUUUAGUUUUUGUUGUUUGAGCCAGACUUAGACGAGAGGGGAGCAGGGUUGGGAUGUUCUCCUGCCUCUCCUCUCCACUCGGAGGUUCUCUAUGCAAGCAGACGCUGCUCAUCACGUACCGACACACCGGCCGUAUCAACCUCACCCAGGAGAGGAGCCUUCCACUUCCUGUUUGAUCUGUUGUUGUUGUGAGAUGUUAUUAUCCGCCUACUUGAGUUCCGAGACAAUAUCCACAUUUGGGGUUUUUGUACAUGGCUUUUGUUGUAGUUGUUGCUUAGCAACAGCAUUCACGCUUUCUUACUCUUUUACCAACCUGGCCAUGGGCCCACCCUGCUUCGACGGUGAAUCUCCCUCACGCCCUCCAACACUACACCCCCUCCUGCAGCCGCAGCUAGGGAACGAUGCUGCUCCUUCCUCAGAACAGGCAGUACAGAGCAGCAGGGCUCAGCCGGGGCAUGGCUUGAUGAGGAUCUCUACCUGCAGGUACUAGGCUCAGACAGGAGGACAGGAUUACCCAUGCGCCCUGCAACGAGCCGGGCUCUCGGACCGUUGGGGGCAGGACGCUCAGGGGUCACCUCUGGAGCUGCUGACUGCAGAAGCGGACGGGAGGGGCGUGUGGUCGGCGGUGUGGUGAGACUCUGGGGCCCUGAGGGCCAGGGGCAGGGACACUGUGUACACCCAGGACUGCAGCUGUGUGUCUGGGGCCUGCUGGGAGCGCAGACGCUCCCUGACGCUGGACACGCAGGGUCAUGGGGAGGCUGUUCUGGGAGGUGGAUGGACUGGCCUGCCGUCCCCAGAGGGAGAGACUCAGCCAUGCUUUCAUAUUUAUUCUGACUCUGGCGUCACAGAGUUUGGAUUUUUGGCAGGACAGUCAAGCCUCGUUAGACAGCCUGCCAGUGUCUGCUCUACGCUCUCAUCCCUCUCUCUGGUUGGGGAAUGUCUACAUGGUGGAGGAGAGCACUAGAUUGGCCCAGGCAGCAUCCUGUUGACACAGCAGAGCAAGCCGGACUCUGGACAACCCUCCUGUCACCCCCCUCUCUCCCCGCCUCUCUCCCCGCCCCCCCGUCUCUUUCCCUGCCUCUCCCCUGCCUCUCCCCUCUCUAACACACACUCACUAUGUGGUUUCUGUAUAUAUUGUACAGAGGAAUUAUUUUAAAAAAAGGUUGAUGAAUGCUAUUGGAAACUUUCCUACUCUUUCUUUUCUUCUGUGUCUGUUAGCUUUCUCUUCUUUUCUACCGUUGUUGAUAUAAUAUGAAAAUCUGUAGCUGGUGUAGCUGGUGUAACGGCUUUAUAAUUGAAGUGUUGUGAUUGUUCCCCUCCCGCUCCCUCUCCAGCCCUCUACGUACGCUCCAGCGCUCUACGUACGCUCCAGCCCUCUACGUACGCUCCAGCGCUCUACGUACGCUCCAGCGCUCUACGUACGCUCCAGCGCUCUACGUACGCUCCAGCGCUCUACGUACGCUCCAGCGCUCUACGUACGCUCCAGCCCUCUACGUACGCUCCAGCGCUCUACGUACGCUCCAGCCCUCUACGUACGCUCCAGCGCUCUACGUACGCUCCAGCACUCUACGUACGCUCCAGCCCUCUACGUACGCUCCAGCGCUCUACGUACGCUCCAGCGCUCUACGUACGCUCCAGCCCUCUACGUACUCUCCAGCCCUCUACGUACGCUCCAGCGCUCUACGUACGCUCCAGCGCUCUACGUACUCUCCAGCCCUCUACGUACGCUCCAGCGCUCUACGUACGCUCCAGCGCUCACGUACGCUCCAGCCCUCUACGUACGCUCCAGCGCUCCCUGCGCCUCUUAGCAACCUGCCAUCACACCUGCUCACACCAUCCCAACAGAGAUCACAGAUUUUCUUUAUUUUAUGGUUUUCAUUCCCAAGAGAUACUGCUCGUGAGUGCACCGUUGUUCAGUGGGUAGCAGUAAUGUCCCAGCUAAGCAUGCUGGACCCAGGCAGAGGAGAGGGGUAAGACCAGCGCUGUCUGCUGAGAGAUGGAGCAGCUCUCCAGACUGCCCUCGUGGAGCCUGUCGAUCCAGUCUGCUUCUGCAUGAGGCCUUCAUCACCCUGACGGGCUGGAGGGCUUUGGGGCCGAAGCACUGCUAAUAAACACACUGGGUUGACGUUGUCUUGGGUAAGACAGACAAGAGUGGUGGGAUCUGCUUAGAGUGGUGGGAUCUGCUUAGAGUGGUGGGAUCUGGUUAGAGUGGUGGGAUCUGGUUAGAGUGGUGGGAUCUGGUUAGAGUGGUGGGAUCUGGUUAGAGUGGUGGGAUCUGGUUAGAGUGGUGGGAUCUGGUUAGAGUGGUGGGAUCUGGUUAGAGUGGUGGGAUCUGGUUAGAGUGGUGGGAUCUGGUUAGAGUGGUGGG
Osmerus eperlanus (European smelt) is the source of this 7378-nucleotide messenger RNA. RefSeq names its product zinc finger protein 609a (gene znf609a). The transcript is spliced from 9 exons. The record is from RefSeq and is a predicted model, not a curated record. Gene Ontology annotation, biological process: regulation of transcription by RNA polymerase II. NCBI's taxonomy places the organism in Eukaryota, Metazoa, Chordata, Actinopteri, Osmeriformes, Osmeridae. The coding region runs from base 524 to 4708 and encodes 1394 amino acids. Gene Ontology annotation, cellular component: nucleus.